AAAAAGCACAAAAAUGGAAGUACAAAAGUAACGACAGAAACAAAAAGCCAGCCCAGCCGUAGAAGAUAACAACUGUAAUUGCAACUGCACAACAGAGCUAUCAGGACAACAACAAAGUAAUACAAAAUAUAUAAAUUUCUAAUACCACCCACCAACCACCACCCGCACCCCCCCCCCCGCCACUCAGACUAGGCAAGGAGGGCGAAGCACUCCUGGCAGCGCCACUCCACUCCACUCCACUCCAAAAAGCCCUCACUGGAGGCGAGACAGAGCGGGACAGAGACAGCGACAGAGACAGACAGUCUUGUCAAUCCAGGGAAAGAGAGUGUGGGUGGGUGCUGCGCGGGGCAGAGGGGCAGUGCCAUCGAAAUAAACAAACCGCACAGACAGAGCGCGCGAGAGCGUGAGCGGGUGGAGAAAGCUUGCAGCGAGCGCGCUCCUCAAAAACACACGCAGCAGAGUGAGAGCAGAGCAGAGAAAGAGCGAGGAAAAGCUUUCGAACGCUCGCUUCAUGCAGAAGACGAAGAAACAGCGCAAAAUAUCUGGAGAACAUGGAGGGGACGAGCCGAAGCAGAAGCUCCAACGCGAGUCAAAGUCAGAGUCAGGAGCAGAGUCGAAGUCAGGACGUUGAAGAUCUCAAGCAAGACAUUCCCUACUUUGACGAGCCGCAGGCAGUGGCUGUUCCGCGAACUGGUUCCGCGAGUGGAACUGCAAGCAGAACUGAUUUCGGAGCUGAGAGCGGAGCUGGCUCCGUCUUUGCCAGCGAUUUGCUCUCGCUGAGUAAACCCGAUUGCAGCCUGGCCGAAUACGACGAUCCAAACGCCAUAGACUGGGAUCCCGACGCAGAUGUCGCCGCAGAUGCGGAGCCUGAACCAGCUGCGGAAAAGCAACUGGAACUGCAACUGGAACUGGAACUGGAACUGCAAGCGAAAAGAGCAAACCCGGAUGCCGGGGAUGACGAUGGCAGCAACGAGCUGGACGAUAGCUAUCCGGACGAGAAUGAGAGCUCCGUGCUGGGCUCCGACUACGGGGCAAGCGGCAGCGGGAGCGCUGCCAACAGCUACUACCAGUCGCCGACGCCUUCCAACUGCGAACUGAUGCUGCGUCCGCCAUCGAGCUCGGUGUACCAUCAUUUCAACUACCGAUCGCCGGGCAGUCCAGUGCCACCCGGCAUGGGAGUGCCUGCAGGUGCGCCUGGUGGCUCGCCGGCGGGCUCCAGCUCAAACGGUGGCGGCCGCCUGCAGCACCCUUAUGCACAUUCCCCAGCGGCACCCACCUCGCCCAACUUCUAUCCGAAUAUGUGGUAUCCGAAUUCGCUGUACAGCUCCCGCGGAGCGCCAGGAGCUGCUGGAGGUGUUGGCCGCUAUGGUGGCUACGGGCCGCAGACGGGUGGCAACGGGACCGCAACGGGUACAGGACCAGGACCAGGAUCAGUACCAGGGCCAGGACCAGGCUCCUUUGGCGCUCAUACGACGCAUCUGCAUCCGCUGCAUCAUCAGUAUCCACAUAUGCCAGCGCCGCAUCCACACCAGCACCCGCACCCGCACUCGCACUCGCACCACCAUCCGCCGCAUCAGCAUCCGCAUCAACAUCCACACACGCAUCCGCACGAGACCAUGAUGGAGAUGUUCCAGCUAUCAAAUAGCGGUCGAGAGGCACGCAACCGCGCGGAGAAGAAUCGCCGCGACAAACUCAAUGGCUCAAUCCAAGAGCUCUCCACGAUGGUGCCUCAUGUGGCAGAGUCCCCGAGACGUGUGGACAAGACGGCCGUGCUGCGCUUUGCUGCCCACGGACUGCGGCUGAAGCAUGCCUUCGGCAAGACGUUACAACACCAGCGGCCACAGAUCACAGACACACUGAUGAGCAUGCUGGACAGCUUCUUCCUUACCGUCACCUGCCAUGGACAUAUAUUGCUGAUCUCGUCGAGCAUCGAGCAGCAUCUGGGUCACUGUCAGACGGAUCUGUAUGGCCAGAGCAUCAUGCAGAUCACCCAUCCAGAUGACCAGAAUAUGCUCAAACAGCAGCUGAUACCCACAGAGCUGGAGAAUCUCUUCGAUGUGCACGCCACAGACUCGGACGCAGACGGAGAGCCGCGAUUGCGCAGCAAGUCCGAGGAGGAUUACAUCGAUUGCAAGCUGCGCGAGGAUAGGCGCAGUUUUCGCGUGAGAUUGGCUCGUGCGGGGCCUCGUUCGGAGCCCACGGCCUAUGAGGUGGUGAAGAUCGAUGGCUGCUUUCGCCGUAGCGAUGAUGCGCCUCGAGGCGUACGCUCCAGUACCUUCAGCUCGAGCCUGCAGCUGAUACGUAGGACGCGAGGUCGGGACGAUGUCAUUCCUCUGCACACGAUCAGCGGCAAUGAUAUUGUACUGACUGCCUGUGCUCGGAUCAUCCGUCCGCCGAAGAUCGCCAGCCGCCUGAUCGAUGCCAAUACGCUGGAGUAUCGCACUCGCCAUCUGAUAGAUGGACGAAUCAUCGACUGCGAUCAGCGAAUCGGCAUUGUGGCCGGCUACAUGACAGACGAGGUGCGCAAUCUGAGUCCCUUCACCUUUAUGCACAACGACGACGUGCGCUGGGUGAUCGUAGCCCUAAGACAGAUGUACGACUGUAACAGCUCGUAUGGUGAGUCGACGUAUCGUCUGUUCACUCGGAAUGGCAACAUCAUUUACCUGCAGUCCAAGGGUUACCUGGAAAUCGACAAGGAGACCAACAAGGUGCACUCGUUUGUCUGUGUCAACACAUUGCUGGACGACGAGGAGGGCAAGCGGCGUGUUCAGGAGAUGAAGAAGAAGUUUUCGGUGAUUAUCAACACGCAGAUUCCUCAGUCCACCAUCGAUGUGCCCGCCUCCGAGCACCCAGCGCUGCUGGAGAAGGCCGUCCUGCGGCUUAUACAAAAUUUGCAAAAAUCCAAUGAGGAUCCGUCCCAGCUGGAGGGCGAUGAGGAUGAUGACGAUGAUGAGGAGGACGACGAGGAAGACGAUGAUGAAGAUGAUGGCGGUCGCAGCGUGUCAGAGUUUGGUGAUUCCUAUCAGCAGCAUCAUCAGCAUCAUCAGCAUCAUUCGCGUACGCAUCACAGCUCCUCCUCCUUUCUGGGUCACUCGUCCGCUUUGUUGGAGGCCCGCCAUGGCCAGGGCAGCUCCAAGACGCCGCCUUUGGCACUGGUGCCGCCCGAAGCAGCCUCCGUAAAGUCCUCAAUAUCAAAGAGCAUCAGCGUGGUGAAUGUCACAGCAGCCAAGCAUCUGCGCGGCGUUCAAGGUUCGGCCGUAAAGUCACCCAACAGCUCCCAAGCAGAAUGCAGCUGCCAUGGCGGCGCACAAUGCGAGGUGUGCCAGGUGCCAGGUGCUCCACUGAAGCGAGGCAGCAGCUCAGGCUCGCCGGAACAGGAGGAUGUUAGAGCGCCAAAGCGUCGCUUUGUGCCCAGCACAGAGAUCGAACAUGUGCUGAACACGUCGCUGGAUCACAUUGGACGCAAGUUGUCGCAGCAGCUGAAUGUGGCCAGAAAUUUGCGGGAUCAGGGCAAUCGAUACGAGCUGCCGCAUGCCAAUCAGCGUUUCGAUGAGAUCAUGCAGGAGCAUCAAAAGCAAAGUGAAUUAUUUGUGAACAUCAAGAGCGAGUACGAGGUGCGGCUGCAGCACAAGGCCAGCAGCAAUGUCAGCACAACUAAGAAUUCGGAUUCCGAGCCACACAGACAGAAUGAGGAUCCACGUGAGGAUCCCGACAGCAGGAUAGUAUAGGACAAAGACAGAGGAGAGAGUAGGAGGAUUGACUCUCGAACUGAAGAAGGGUUUCAUCGAUGAUGUGAUACAACUGUCUUGUCUUGGCCUUGGCAGGCAAGCUCAACAGCCAAUGAUGGAACAAGUCCAUAAUUUUAUUCUAGUUGGAAAGCAGCAAAAAGCCCAACACUACACUGAAAUUGUUCAUUGGUUGAAAGUUGAAAACGCGUGAAACCAAUGAAAACCUCGAAAAAAACUGCAACGCGAAAAGGUGUUUCAGUGUUGGGCAGCAGUGAGCGUGAGCAUCUCCCUCCCAGCAGUACAUACUUGUUUGUUUGUUGUUUUAACCCGUUAUGUACCAUGUAGAGUUAGAGUCUAGUGUUGGUUGUCUUCAAAUUUAGAGCCGCACACCGAGACGAGGUGCUGGAAAGGAUAAAACAAUUAUUAGUUUAGUCUAAAUCGGAAUAUAAUUAAAUUAAAUAUUAAAUGCUAAAUAUAUGUGCAUAUAUACAAAAAUAUAUAUGUAUACCUAUGUACCAUAAAUUAUGCAUGUUGCAGCAUGUGCAUAACCAAAACUAAACGUGAUAAAAGACUGUUACCAACUACAUACAUACAUAUGUACAUAGAUACAAACAAACAUACAUAAAUGCAUAACUCUAUACAACACUAAAAUGUUAAUGUAUGUACAACCAAACACACACACACACACACACAUACACACAUGUGUGUUUUAUGGCGUAGUUAAACUAAAUUUACUGUACGAACAUUUUUGAUAGAUGUUUAAUGUUGCUAGGCUCUAAGUGUAAUACGGAAUUGGAUUCCGUUUCCGUUUCCAAUUCCCCAGACUCCGCAGAAUAGAAUCUGUAAGUUAGAGAAUGAUAUUGGCAGAAGCACAUACAAAAUGAGAAACGAUAAAUUGAUGGCGAAAACUAUUAAGAGAACUAUGUUAAAUGUUUGUUAUGCAUUUGUUUUUUUUUUUAUCUAAAUUAAUAUUAAAAGAGUGUAUUAGAGAAUAAACUUGUGUACCUAUAAACAAAACCCCUGAAA
Molecule: messenger RNA, 4754 nt
Organism: Drosophila guanche
Lineage: Eukaryota; Metazoa; Arthropoda; Insecta; Diptera; Drosophilidae
Gene: gce
Exons: 9
Coding region: 552-3728 (1058 amino acids)
Biological process (GO): regulation of transcription by RNA polymerase II
Cellular component (GO): cytoplasm; nucleus; aryl hydrocarbon receptor complex
Molecular function (GO): RNA polymerase II cis-regulatory region sequence-specific DNA binding; DNA-binding transcription factor activity, RNA polymerase II-specific; protein dimerization activity
Source: RefSeq, a predicted model, not a curated record